AACGAUUUCACGCAAAAAAAUUCAAAUCAUUGACUUGAAAUAAAUUAAAUUUUGAUUUCAAUUAAAUUGUCUUGUUAACGAUCAUUUUUUAUCUUUUAUAUUAAAUCUCAAAAAUAAGGUUCCAUUAUAGAAGUAUGGAGAACAAAAUCAUAUGCGUUCCUGGGCAACGGUUAUGUCGAAUAGAUCCAACAUAUGCUAUGGGCCAAGGAACUUAUAAAAGACAAGAUUACAUUUAUUCAAGUCUGGCAGGAAUCGUUAAUAUAAAUAAGAAAAAUGAAACAUCUGUCAUAGAAGUAAUCAGUAAAGAUCGUACUGUAGUACCAGCGCCAGGAGAUAUUGUUACAGCAAUGGUGACUACAUUAAAUCAAGACAUGUGCAAAUGUCUAAUUACGAGCGUUAAUGGUCACGAGUUAAAUGAAACGUACAGAGGAAGCUUAAGGAAACAAGAUGUACGCACCAAAGAAAUCGAUAAAAUAGAAAUGUUACAAUGUUUUAGGCCAGGAGAUAUCAUUUUGGCUAAAGUUUUACCAAUGACCGAAGCCCAUACGUUCAAGUUGACCACUGCUGAAAACGAACUUGGCGUAGUCAUAGCGUGUAGUGAAUCUGGGCAUCCAAUGACUCCAAUAAGCUGGACUGAAAUGAAAUGUACCGUAACAAAUUCGGUGGAAUGUCGAAAAGUUGCUAAAAUUGUCCAAGACGAUAAGGACAAAUAAAUUAUUAUGCAACUACCCCGUAAUAAUAUAUAUAUAUCAACGUACAU
Messenger RNA from Adelges cooleyi (spruce gall adelgid), 760 nucleotides. RefSeq names its product exosome complex component CSL4 (gene Csl4). Gene Ontology annotation, molecular function: RNA binding. Gene Ontology annotation, cellular component: cytoplasm; nuclear exosome (RNase complex). The record is from RefSeq and is a predicted model, not a curated record. Bases 135 to 713 code for a protein of 192 amino acids. Gene Ontology annotation, biological process: RNA processing. NCBI's taxonomy places the organism in Eukaryota, Metazoa, Arthropoda, Insecta, Hemiptera, Adelgidae. The transcript has 7 exons.